This is a messenger RNA of Amyelois transitella, 702 nucleotides long. RefSeq lists its product as uncharacterized. The record is from RefSeq and is a predicted model, not a curated record. Bases 1 to 702 code for a protein of 233 amino acids. The transcript has 3 exons. NCBI's taxonomy places the organism in Eukaryota, Metazoa, Arthropoda, Insecta, Lepidoptera, Pyralidae.
AUGCCAACUUUAUUACAAGCUUUGUUUUCCGAAUUAAAGCAGAUAAGGACUUAUUUAAUAAAGAUAGGCCCUACAAGAAGGAAAGGUAAUAUUUUAGUAAACAAAUUAGAGGCUGCCAAUAGUCUAUAUGAGCAAUAUAAUAAUUGGGUUGAAGAAUAUAAAGGUGAUGAGUCAGAGAUUUUAGAAUAUUGUAAUCAAUUUGAACUUUUGUAUCAGUCAAUUGUAGAAUUGUGUCAAAGUGAUAAGGCAUCAGAGGUAAACAUGCCGACUUUUGAUUUGAAAACGGCUUUGCAUUUAAUGCCCUGUAUGAAUGAUACAGAGGCUAAUACGAAACAAUUAAUUGAUAACAUAGAGUAUUACGAUUCCCUUUUAGACACUGAACAAUAUUUUGGUAUGCAGUUGUCUAAUCUUUUUGUUGACCUAACGAUAUCCCAAGCCGAAGGAAAUUCGAAUAAAUAUGAAAUUUUAAAGCCAUUAAAUGAAAAAAUUGCGAUAAAAAGAUUUGCCGACGGCUUGCGAAAUCGUAGGUUGAGCACAAUAAUCGCAGCCAGGAACUUCAACUCGCUGAAAGACGCAAUCCAAGCAGCACAAGACGAAGAAGUUUCAUCCUCAUCUGGCUCAGGUGAAAUAAUGGUUCUGGGGAGGAAACAAAAAUUAGAUCUAGAAGAGAAGGAACGCAACCAGGAAAGUGGUGCGUGGUGA